UACGAGUUUCUCAUUCUCUCUGUUCUCUGUUCGCAGCUUACAAACACCAUGAAGACUCUCCACCUUCUGUUGCUGAUAUCUGGCCUCCUCUCCGUGUUGGUCAAAGGUGUUGGCAGUCACCCUGGUACAGUUCAUGUCAGGUUCAAAUGUAUACCCAAAAUAGCAGCUGUUUUCGGCGACAAUUGCCCUUUCUAUGGCAAUGUGGAUGGUCUCUGUAAUGAUAAGAAAUCUGUAUGCUGCAUGGUACCUGUGAGGCUGGAUAAUAUAUAGAGCACUGAAGCCAUAUGAAGAAUAUUUUACCAUUGUUUCAAUAAAGUGAAUAAAAUCUGCCCACUCUUUGAACCAGAUUUCUGCAAAACAA
This is a messenger RNA of Rattus rattus (black rat), 361 nucleotides long. RefSeq names its product beta-defensin 50. The coding region runs from base 49 to 270 and encodes 73 amino acids. NCBI's taxonomy places the organism in Eukaryota, Metazoa, Chordata, Mammalia, Rodentia, Muridae. The record is from RefSeq and is a predicted model, not a curated record. The transcript has 2 exons.